This is a messenger RNA of Chondrus crispus (carragheen), 1612 nucleotides long. Its product is annotated as Protein-serine/threonine kinases Rhodoplastic. The transcript has 2 exons. The record is from RefSeq and is a predicted model, not a curated record. Gene Ontology annotation, biological process: protein phosphorylation. Gene Ontology annotation, molecular function: protein kinase activity; ATP binding. Bases 1 to 1353 code for a protein of 450 amino acids. Lineage: Eukaryota; Rhodophyta; Florideophyceae; Gigartinales; Gigartinaceae.
AUGCAGCGCGAACCGGCCUCAUCCCCCGCCAGCUCCGGCGGCACCCGCACGUCGUCUGGAUCUCUUCGCCGCGGGACGCCGCAGAACAUCCAGGGCUGGCUGUACAAGGAGGGCAAGCGCUUCCGUUCCCGCUACCGCCGCUACCUCAUCCUUCGCGCGGGCAUGCUGUCCAGCCACCGCACAGAGAACUCGCCCCCUACAUGGCAAGUCCGCGUCGCCGACUGCCCCUUCAUGCCCGGCCACCGCGCCAACGAGCUCGUCAUCGAAUUGCCGCAGCGACGCAUCUCCUUCUUUGCGAGCAACACCAACGACUUCCAACUCUGGCUCACAGCCCUCAAGAGCUCCCGCGCCAGCGGGGUCGAUGACUUCUAUCGCUUCGGCCAGCUCCUAGGUGAGGGCGCCUUUGCGCAGGUGAAGCUCGCUGUCGAUAAGGAGAAGGGCGACAAGUGCGCUAUUAAGAUCAUUAAGAAACAUGGCUACGACCCCUCUGAGAUGGAGUACCUUGUCAGGGAGAUGGACAUCAUGAAGAGCGUCAGCCAUCCCCAUAUUGUUAAUACCAUCGACAUCUUUGAUUCCCCUAGCCACCUUCACAUCGUUCUCGAGUACAUGCAAGGCGGCGAGCUCUUCGAUAUCAUCGCCGAUGCGGGAAGCUUCUCAGAGCAACAGGCCGCACAGGUCACCCGGGACGUCAUCAAAGGCAUCCAAUAUCUACACAUGCAUGAUAUCGUCCAUCGCGAUAUCAAGCCGGAGAACGUCCUCUGUGUCUCUAAGAGCUGGCCGCUUUUAGUCAAACUCGCAGACUUUGGCCUCGCUGAUUUUUCAAAGGAUGGCGAGAUCAAGUCGGAGCAACCAAGCAUGAUUGGUACGCCGGGAUAUGUCGCUCCUGAAGUCGUAAAUAAGGAAAAGUAUGGAACCCCAGUCGAUAUGUGGGCCGUUGGUGUAUUACUCUACAUUAUGCUAAGUGGAAAGAUGCCCUUUUAUGGCCGUGAUGAUAAUGCUUGCCUUCGAAUGAUCUCCACAGGAAAGUAUACUAUGCCUCCCCAAGAAUGGUCCAAAAUUAGUACGGAUGGCAAGUCACUGGUGCGUGGGUUGUUGCAAGCCGAUCCCAACAAGAGGCUCACCGCGAACGCCGCUUUACAGCACAAAUGGCUUGAAGAUCCUACCGCCCUCAGCUCCAGUCCCAUCAAUAAUGAUCUCAGUGGCAUUCAUUCGAGUCGCAGGAAGUUUAGAAAGGCUGUCAUGGCCACAAUGACUGUUGGCAGAAUCAACAACUUGGCAAAUCUUGCGAACGCAACGGCAACCUCUUCUUCGACCGUUGGAACAGGCUCAACAAACUCUCAACAAAAUGUCUAGUUCGUAAAUUUCUGAUCUAACCUAGUCAACUGCAAUCCCGUUCGCCAUUGUAUCUUGUUUUUGCUAAUUUCUUGAUCCCUUAUCAACGCUUGCCGUUGCUUCAUCUUUCUCCAUGUACGCAUGUGAGCAGUUGCAAGGACGGGCCCACUUCAGAGUGGCUGGAAAGGGGAUAGUGAGAAUAGCCCAAUGUCGUGCGACGGUCGUCACUCGAAGAGGGCACGGGCUGCUUCGGUAAACUGGUACCUGCGUCCGGUUCUAA